Sorghum bicolor (sorghum) is the source of this 1004-nucleotide messenger RNA. RefSeq lists its product as uncharacterized. NCBI's taxonomy places the organism in Eukaryota, Viridiplantae, Streptophyta, Magnoliopsida, Poales, Poaceae. Bases 374 to 739 code for a protein of 121 amino acids. The record is from RefSeq and is a predicted model, not a curated record. The transcript is spliced from 3 exons.
CGGAUCGAAGACCGAGAGCGAGAGAGAGAGCUUUGCAGGAAGAUUAGCGGCUAAGGCUACAGUGGGCACCCACUGUUAGCUCGAAACCAGCUGGAUUAGCAUUUUCUUUGCCGUGUUAGCCUAGCCCCUAUCCCAAUCCCUAUAUAGUGUGGAGGUCGUUCUCUCCCUCCUCUGCUCUGCUCUCGUCGUCUCCACACCGUGCGAUAGCUGCUGCCCGGCCCGUGUCUCUCGAAGAAGACAAGUCCAACACUGUUGCUGCCUGACUGCUGAAUUUGCUCCACAGCUUCAUCCCACACGCGCGGACCCAGCAGGACAAGAACACGAACCUGAGACAGAGAGAGAGAGAGGGAGAGAGGAGAUCAUCCAUCCAUCCAUGGAGAACCUUAAGGAGCGGGGCCACGACGCGGCCGGCGGCAACAACGCCUGGAUGACGGUGCCGGCGUUCGGGGACUGGGACAUGAAGAACGGCGCGCUGCCGGACUACUCCAUGGACUUCUCCAAGAUCCGCGAGAUGCGCAAGCAGAACAAGAAGGAGCUCUCCCGCGCCAGCAUCGGCGGCGACGACGACCUCCUCGCCCACGCCCAGGCACACAAGCCGCAGUCCAACAACGCCCAGCCCAAGCUCGGCCGCCCCCGCCCCGCCGACGACCACCGCCGCCGCCCGCUCCACGCCCGCGACCACUCCCCAACGGGAGGGAAGAAGUUCCUGAGCUACUUCCAGUGUUGUAUCAAGGCCUGAAGAGGACUGCAGUGCUGCCUGUGCCUGUGUUUUGUCGCAGCAGAACACCUGUGAGCAAUCAGGUCUCGGUUUUGUUAAGUAUCCAAAAAUGUGUAAUAUAUUUGUUCUUAUGAUCACUCGUUGGGCCUGUAUGAAGAACAAACCAGCUUAUGGGGUAAACAGCGUUCUCUUUGGACACAUCACAAUCAAUUUGUUUGUGAUUGGCAAUGUUACCCUGUAAUCAUUAUAUUGGAUGGGAAAUUUGCAUCAGCUCCGUCUUUUUGUA